CAUUUUUUCUUCUUCUUCAUCAUCAUCAUCCUUUCUUUGACAAUUGGCAUUGACCCUUCUCUUUCACACACUAACACACUAACUGUGUGUAUAUAUACAUAAAUAUAUAUACUGCAGGAAUGUUUGUGUGCUUAAAAAUCUUGAAUAUUUUGGUUUGAUCCAGCAUUUUCAACUAUAUAUUUGUACAUUUUUGUGGUAUUUUUCUUACAGAUGAUUGUGGAGACGGCGUUGGAAGUACUGGUGCCGUCGUGGUGGGAGGUGAAAGUCACCGUUGCCGCCACGGCAUUCGUCAUCAUUUCUUACUGGUUCUUUGCAGUCGGCGGCGAUGCUAACGCUGGUGGUCGUGUUGCCGUCGAUGAUGAUUCUGGCGUCGUCGAUGAUAAAGACAAGAUAGGCCAGUUAAAAGGAGACCCUCCAACUAAUUCUGCAUAUAUAAUCAAGGUUGAACUGUUAGCUGCUAAAAAUCUUAUUGCUGCUAAUUUGAAUGGCACAUCAGAUCCAUAUGCAAUCAUCACUUGUGGCGCACAAAAAAGAUUUAGUUCAAUGAUCCCUGGCUCAAGAAAUCCUAUGUGGGGGGAGGAGUUCAACUUUUCUGUUGAUGAGCUGCCAGCAGAGAUAAAUGUGACAAUAUAUGAUUGGGACAUAAUUUGGAAAAGUUCUGUUCUUGGUUCAGUGACUGUACCUGUUGAAAAUGAAGGUCAGACAGGUGCUGUUUGGCAUACAUUGAACAACACAUCAGGGCAGGUUUGUCUUCACAUUAAAACAGUAAAACUCAAUAUCAAUUCAUCAAGGGGUUUGAAUGGCUGUGCUAAUACUCGUAGAAGGAUUGCUUUGGAUAAAGAAGGGCCUACUGUAGUUCAUCAGAAACCUGGGCCACUGCAAACAAUUUUUGAUCUCCCUGCUGAUGAGGUUGUUGAGCAUAGUUAUUCUUGUGCACUUGAGAGGUCAUUUUUGUAUCAUGGACGUAUGUAUGUCUCCUCGUGGCAUAUUUGCUUCCACUCAAAUGUAUUCUCAAAGCAAAUGAAGGUCAGUUCCACCUUAAGUUCUAUGCCCUAAAUUGGAAAUUGGAACCUUAUGAAUUUGCUCUUUGAAUUUUUU
Solanum tuberosum (potato) is the source of this 1098-nucleotide messenger RNA. RefSeq names its product C2 and GRAM domain-containing protein At1g03370-like. The coding region runs from base 211 to 1056 and encodes 281 amino acids. The record is from RefSeq and is a predicted model, not a curated record. Lineage: Eukaryota; Viridiplantae; Streptophyta; Magnoliopsida; Solanales; Solanaceae. The transcript has 8 exons.